Messenger RNA from Schistocerca gregaria, 1019 nucleotides. RefSeq lists its product as uncharacterized. Bases 1 to 951 code for a protein of 316 amino acids. The record is from RefSeq and is a predicted model, not a curated record. Lineage: Eukaryota; Metazoa; Arthropoda; Insecta; Orthoptera; Acrididae. The transcript is spliced from 2 exons.
AUGGCGCAGGAAAUGCAAGCCUCCGUGCAGGUGACUCUCAUGUUCUGCGAGACCAUUCCAGCGAUGUCGCAAAUUCUGGAGAAGGCAGCCCCCGGGCCCAGGGAGCUAUGUAGUUCUCGAGGACUUGAAAGCCAGAGUGCAGAGUGUUCGCGCUGGCGAACAGGUCCAAAAGGACUAGACCUCACACAUGCCAGACUUGUGGUUAGAAAACUGGCAGAAUUCCACGCGUCUUCUGUUGCUCUUGACGAACAGAACCCAGCAGCGAUGGACAACUACAAGAUCUUCCGACUGUUCGAAGGGCCCAUUGCCUGGCGUAUAAGGUCCUUCUUGACACAAGGCUGCAAAUUACUUGCAGAUCAAGUGGAGACGUCAGAGCAAUCGUACUCCAAGUACGCACCCAAACUGCGAGCUCUCUCAGAAACCGUAUUUCCACGCCUGGUGGAGAUGUCCAACCGAGAGGGAAAGUUCCGCGUGCUAGCUCACGCUGACACCUGGGUCAACAACAUCAUGUUCCAGUACUCUGGCGGAGUCGUCCAGGACGUGAUUCUACUCGACUUCCAGGUGUCAGCGUACAGCUCGCCUUCGAUCGACUUACAAUAUUUUACUCGCACGACUCUCACGGAACAAGUGUACGCCGACCACGUCACAGACCUUCUGAAGGAGUACCACGGCCACUUAGUCGAGGUGAUGCACGACACUGGUGUCAGUGCAGACAAACAGAUGUCCUUCGAGGAGGUUCUGGAAGACAUGGAGGCGCACGCGCUGUUCGCAGUUUUCGGAUCGGCGGCAGUGCUACCAAUUGUGCGCGUCGAAGGGGAAUGCCAUUUUGACGUGGAGGCCUCUAUGAAUGGAACUGUAUCUGAUAAAAACAGGAAAGCCUUUGCGGGUGCGUCGUACAUGAGAGCUAUGAAACAGAUACUCCCAGAAUUUGAAAAGAAAGGCAUGUUAUAAAGUUGGUAACUGUCCACUGUUACUCAAAACAAAUACAAGUAUUUCACACGACUAAAAAUAUUAUUUAA